Apis laboriosa (Himalayan honeybee) is the source of this 5749-nucleotide messenger RNA. RefSeq names its product ras-responsive element-binding protein 1-like. Gene Ontology annotation, cellular component: nucleus. Gene Ontology annotation, biological process: regulation of transcription by RNA polymerase II. The coding region runs from base 776 to 5749 and encodes 1657 amino acids. The record is from RefSeq and is a predicted model, not a curated record. The transcript has 6 exons. NCBI's taxonomy places the organism in Eukaryota, Metazoa, Arthropoda, Insecta, Hymenoptera, Apidae. Gene Ontology annotation, molecular function: DNA-binding transcription activator activity, RNA polymerase II-specific; RNA polymerase II cis-regulatory region sequence-specific DNA binding.
GUUCUCGUGCAAACCUUGUGUUCAUAUAUCCCACUCUCGUAUACGUCAGACUUUAUUCCGGAAUUUAGAGAGUUUAAAGAGUCUGUGAAUACGCUUGAUCGUGAUCAGUUUAUCCGUGUCCGUGAUACUAUACGUGUUGAACGGCCUCGUUCCCGAAUUCAGAAUUCCUUAUUCGUUCGCGAUCCUCGGUGGCGCGUGGAUGUGCAAGUCUCUCUCCAGGGUGCAAGUCAAUGUAUCCGAACGGAUUAAAGGAGUCGAUCGGAAUAAAAGUGCCUGAUGUUACUGUCAAGUUAUGGUGCCGGAUGAAAAAACUAUAGAUCAAGUGUUGUGAUCGAUGUAAAUUAAUUACAGAAGUUGAUAAGACGUUCGAAACGCUAAUAAGAACACUCGCAUAUUUAUCUGUGUUUUUUUUUUUGGUUUAAGUUAAUUCGCGUUAAGGGACCAUUCGAAUUUUUUCUUUAUCGUGUUAAUAUUAUUUUAAAUAUUAAAAUAUAGUUAUAUAGUAAUUUAGUUUUAUGUUAAAUUUAGUUCUAUAUUAAUUACGUAAAUAGUUAAAUUAAUAUUAAGUUAAUAUUAAGUUAAAAAGUUAACGCGCGUGUUUCGAAAAAUAGAGAAGAAAUCGUGACAAAUACAGAUUUUUUUUGAUUCGAGUGUGGCUCUAUAUGGCAGAGCAAUCUCGUGUGCUUAAGUGCAUCCCACACCAUUUUAAUUGGAUUUUAAGUAUCGAGACCUGCCUUGCAACUCCAUGAAUCGGCCACGACGUUAAGUGGAAAACAUGGAUUUCUCUACGUCUAAAGUGACCGUUAAGAGUGGCUCAGAUCAGGGACAGGAAAACGAAGCACAAGCUGAUGCUGCAUCCUCACCAUCGAGUAUUGAUUUGCCAGAAAGCGCGCAUCCCUGCCCUGCCUGUCCAACAGUGUUAUCUACCUCCAGAGAGUUAACAAAUCAUUUACGUGGUCAUAGUUCACCCCGCAGCACAGAUUGCAGCGGUGAAGAUGAUUACUGUUGCGGUAUUUGCAACAAAGUUCUCAGCUCUGCGAGUUCCCUAGACAGGCACUUAAGAACGGCGCACAGGACUACAUCGCCACACAGUUGCACAGAUUCGGAAGGUAGCAGCGAUUCCGACAAGUCGUCCAAGAGGCGCCAUCUCGAGGAAUAUAAUAACAAUGAAAUCACAAAGAGAAAUUCACCAGAUUUUAUCGAGGGCCAGGAGGAAAGGAGUCCAACGUUACCUGGGAAGAGAAAAUGUUCGGAUUAUUUGAGCGAUAACGAGGGACAGAAAAGGCAUAAGAUUCUCUUAAACAAUUCGAGAACCGAGAUAAAAUCGAUACCGGAUGAUAAUCAGAACGCAUACAAUUGUCCAGUGUGCGGGAGGCAAGAUUUUGCUACUAGUGCCCUCUUAGAGGCGCAUUUGGAAAGAUGCCAUCCCGAGUUCCCCGCUAAAUGCGACACUUGCAAUUUAUCAUUUAAAAACCAUCGUGUUUUGAAUCUGCACCGUUUCAUGAUCCAUUUUGCAGAACAUUCGAUAGGGAAUACUGCAAGAAAUUUGAGAAACUCGGUGGUUGGUUUCAACGAUUUAACAUUCGUUGAUUUCUCGUCGGAUAAAUUCCCAGCUAUAGCCAGAGCCGUAUGCGAACAAUCAUUGCAUCGGCCGGCAUCCGGGGAAGUGACCAAGUUCCAAUGCUCCAAAUGUUUACGAGCAUUUCCCUGUAGAUCGGCAUUAGAUGCUCAUGAAACUGAUUGUGGAACGACAAAUUCCCAAAUAAGAACGACCGACGAUAGUCAGUCGAGGAGGGACGAUUUCUUUGCCGGUUUAGACCUUCAAAAUAAGGCUGCUUUAACGGAAGCCAAAGAGGGGAAAGAUUUAGCCGAUAUCCAGAGUAUCAUAUCAGUUACUUCUGGGCCGAUUUUGCAAAAUUUCCCUCGAUCAGACGCUAGCACGCCAGAAAGUAAUAUUAAAUUCAAUCCUAGCGUGAGUUCCUCCGGCUCUUCAGGCACUUAUUCCUCGGAAUAUCACGAGGAAGAAGCUCAAGAUGCGUUUGCCGCAGAGUUUAGAAAAAUGAAACUGAAAGGAGAAUUUCCUUGCAGACUUUGUUCUGCGAUAUUUCCUAAUUUAAGAGCUUUGAAGGGUCACAAUAGGGCGCACAUGGGAGUAGGACCUGGUAUGCCUUAUCCCUGCAAUAUGUGUCCCUAUACCAGUACUGAUAAAGCGACUUUAAUACGACAUUUGAGGUCUCACAACGGUGACAGACCGUAUGAAUGCUCGUUAUGCAAUUAUGCUUUUACGACGAAAGCGAACUGCGAACGUCAUGUGCGAAAUCGUCAUGGAAAAUUGACCAGGGAAGAUAUUAAGAGCGUUUUAAUUUAUCAUCCUAAUGAGGAUUCUACUAAUGAAAACGUGGAGAGAAGUUCACCAAGGGUUUUAAAAGAGGAGGUAAGAAAAAGUUUAAUAUAUUCUACAGAACGUGAAGAAUUUCAUCAUCAGGCACAAAUACAUUAUCCUCCAGUACCAAUAGAUGUUCGAACAGAAAUUAGAAUUAUAGAAGAAGCAAAAUUGCAUAAUUCGACAAUGUCUGUACACAACACGAAUCAUUUCGAAAAAAAUGAAAUAUUUUCCAGGCCAAAUCAAGCUAUAGAGUUAAGUCAACGUAAUAUCGAUGAAGGGAAAUCCAGCCAGGAUAUUAAGCCAGAUUAUUCGAAACUUGAUGAUGAAUUGGAUUCGAGGUCAUCAGACGAUCUCGCGUCUCUAGUCAAUGAUGUCAAAUCUGAUUCACACCAAAGAGUACAAGCUAGUCCAAUAAAUUUGAAAAAGGGUUUAAACAUGGCUGAAAAUUCUGGCGAGGACGGGCCAUUGGAUCUUUCAAUGGAUGUGUUAGAUCUUAGCAAAAAAUCGAAGGAGAAAGAGAAUAACGAUUUUAUAUCUCGUGACAAAUUUAACAAAACCGAAAAAGAUUUAUACGCCACCAGUCAGUUACUAUUGACUGAGGCGUUGCUAAAAGCCGGUCAAGGUAGCACGCAAUCCGCCUCACUUGAAGCUUUAUACGCCAACGCCAUUUAUAGAAAUUUCAGUACGUUUCCAACAGGUACUGGAAUUUUGCCACCGUAUAUGUUUAAUCCUCAUGUUUUUAAUCAAGAUUAUUGCAUGAAAGAGAGAUUGCAAAAAGAACUAGUACGAGGACUUCAAUUAACCAGUGGUGGCAGUUUAGUAGAACCAUCUAUGCCUAGUGCCACAGGAUUUAAUAACUUUUCUCAAAAUAGAGAUAUGAAUUCUCAAUCGAUAACCGAACAAAGCGAAUAUGCCAAAUUAAUAUCUUCUAAGAUGGUUAAUAAAAGUUUGACGCAUCGCGACAAACAGGAUAAUUUAGCUUCUUCGAAUUCUGUAAAAAUGGUGAUUAAAAAUGGAGUGUUAAUGCCUAAGCAAAAGCAAAGACGAUAUAGAACUGAAAGACCAUUUACCUGUGAGCAUUGCUCGGCGAGAUUUACUUUAAGAAGUAAUAUGGAAAGACAUAUUAAGCAGCAACAUCCUCAGCAUUGGAGCCAGAGACCUAGAGGAGGGCACUCGACCAGAGGUAGACCUCCUAGCCAUCCUACUUUGCUGCAAAAUCUUGGACAGACUUCUCAGGUUACCCAAUCGUUUAAUAUUUUGCCAAAAAUCAAUGAACAAUCAAUGAGUUCAGAAUUCGCAAAGCAUUCUAUUUCAGAUCAAGUAAAAUAUGCAAUUUUGGCGCAGCAGUUAAAAACGAACAAAGUAGAGGAAAAUGAUUCUGAGGAAGAGUUAAUUAUAGAUGAAGAUCCUCAAGAUAAAGAGGAUGAUAAAUCUCAAGAUCAAAAAGAAAAAAGUUUAUUAAGAGAUCAAUUAGAAAUUACAGAUUCUAUCUCAAUGAAAGAAGAAGAUAAAAAAUCUAUGCAUGACUCAAAAGAAACAAACGAGAUUGAAAAAAACGAGAAGAUGAUUAAUGAAAAAAAAAAAGAAUCUAAGAUGGAGAAAUCUGAAACAAAAACAUCAAUUGACAAAUGUCCUAAUACAGUAUUAAAAAUUGAAAUAAAAAGUGAAAAAAUAGAAGAUGGAGUAACUGACUUGGCUAGCGUGUCAGAAUUAUUGGAUAACGCUUCUCAACAAUAUCAACAAUUUCAGCCGCAAUACUUAAGCGAUGAGGAAGGUUUAGCCGCGUCUAAUAGCGAUUGCAAUAAUUCCGGUAGCGAUGAAAAAUCUGAUUCUAUAAAUUCUUCAAAUUCGAUAAAUAAUCCAUCCAAGAAAAAAAAGAAAAAGAAGAAGAAGAAGAAGAAAAAAUCUGCGUAUUCUAUGGCCCCCAAUCGAGUAAUUUGUCCAUAUUGUGAAAGACCAUUUCCUUGGACUUCUUCUCUCAGAAGGCAUAUAUUAACCCAUACGGGUCAAAAACCAUACCAAUGUGUUCACUGUUCCUUGCUUUUCACUACUAAAUCAAAUUGUGAUCGCCAUCUAUUAAGAAAGCAUAAAGCUAAUCCCAAUAAAAUACGUCGGAUCAGAAAUUCUUCUUCUCCCGAUUCCCAAACAAUGAUUAACAAUAAUAAUUCAUUCUCAAUGAGAAAUGUUCCAGAAAGACCAUAUAAGUGCAAUCAAUGCCCUAGUUCAACUUUUUCUACUUUAGGAAAUUUAAAGAAGCAUCGUUCCACUAAACAUGCACGAAAAAUAAAACCAAGAUCAGAUACUCCAUCCAGUGAACCUCAAAAUAGUCCUCAGGAAUGUCGAAAACAAAAUAAUGAACAAACUGAUUAUGAUAGUCAAUCUUCGAGUAUAUCUGAAGGCACAGAGACUUCAUCAAUACCAAGAAUUCCUAAAUCCACAUCGAAUAUUUCACCAUCGGCUAAUGAUGUUCCCAGAUCGAGAAAAGCGUCGCCAAGAUCAUCACCGGGACCAGGUGAUGUACCGUUUAAAUGUCAUUUAUGUGACUGUGGUUUUGCAGAACGACAGGAUUGCUUAGAACACAUUAAAAUUAAUCAUAAGCGAUCCUAUGAAAUGCUAAUGGCCAAAGGAGCAUUAGAUAUGGAAAUAGGUGAUACAGUGGAAGAUCACCAACAAUUACCAUUACAUCAAACUAGCGAUGGUGAAGAGAAAAAAGGACGUUUUCCAGAUUAUAGUAAUAGGAAGUCAGGUCUUCAUUCUUUCCAGGUAGUUUGUGCCUUUUGCAUAAGACGAUUCUGGUCUGCAGAAGAUCUUCGUCGUCAUAUGAGAACUCAUACUGGAGAACGGCCUUUUUCCUGCGAUAUUUGUUGUAGAAGAUUUACCUUGAAACAUAGCAUGCUGCGACAUAGGAAGAAACAUGAAUCUAUCGAUUCGACAAUGUAUAUUGGUACAAGUGGCGAUGAAGAGAAUUCUCCAACACAGCCACCAACAAUUACACCACGAAGUCAGCAACAACAGCCAAUUCUAUUGGCAACCAAUAACGGAAAUUCCCUAAUUCAAGAUAGAAUCUCUUUACCUACUGUUGCUUCAGUCGCUACUGGUGAUGCUGCACCAAGUGGACUGAUGAGAUUUAAUCCCUACGAGAAAUUAACUACUCUCACGGGAAAGUUGGCUAGUAUUCCGCAAAAUGUGAAUCCAGAAGCAAACGAGAAUAUGGAUAAUGAUUUAAUUUCGAAUCUUUUAGGAAUAAGAGAUAAAAAUUUCAUGGAUCGAGUACUGCAAGGAACUGCUGACGAUGCCGCUAAAUUAUUAGGACAAAAACGGCUGCGUACAAAUCGACGUGUGCUCGCCAAAAGAAGAGUUUAA